CCGUUCCCGCAUAGUCGAGAUUUAGACGAAAUAUAGCGAAACAUUUUGAGAACUUCAUUUGUCCUUUGUAACUACUUUUAUUUCCUUGUUAAGAGUUGGUUGUUGAACAAUUCUUUAAUAAAAUGUUAUGUUAUUCAUUUCCACUCUAGAAGUUCAUGAGUUUACCAAACAGACUCACACGAUUAUACAGGCAAAGACUGAAGGGGGUGGGGGUAGGGGUUCCUCAAGGCCUGUGAAAGAGCCCUGGAGGCCGCGCCUGCAAUGGUCACGUGAAGGGAGUCCAAUAAAAUCGUCGAACACUCUUCUUACUGGUUUUGGAAUUAAAACAAAUGAUUACAAAUAAUCUCAAGUUUAAAGAAGAAAGAUACAGAUAAUAGAUGACUAAUCAUAAUUUUGCUUGUUGGGUCUCCAUCGAUUAUUGUAGGGGGAAAAAAGAGCUGAGUUGAUGUCUGUGCUCAUUUAUUAACAACAUAUUUGAUUUUCGCAUGCCCAAGCUUUAGACAAAGAAAUUCGGAACCGCGUGAAUACAAAAUAAACAAAUAUUACAACAGUGAUAACAUGAAAUAAUUUCCAUGGCAUGCAAAAAAAAAAUAAACUACACCAACGCGGCAUUUAGCGGUUUGCAUUUACCUUUGAUUUUCUCAACAUGUGUUUGAUUAAAGGUUUCAUACGGUUACAGACAUUUAUACUACCUUAAUGUGUCUAAAUAUAUAAUAAAAACAUAAAAGCUAUUAGAAUAAAAAAGGGCACAAGAAGCCAAUUUUUGCAUUUUAACUUAAUAACACAGAAAAUAUACAGUCACAUGAAGGUAGUCGAACGUAAGGUAUCAAACAGUCAAAUAUUCUUACUUUUACAUGCAUUUUAGAUAGAUAGAUAGAUAGCUACAAUAUAGGAUAUAUCUUAAGAAAUGAAUUAAAAACCGUUGUCCUCCGAUGAUAUAAAUCCCUUUAAGCGUUUAACGCAAAUAGUUGUUCAGUUCGUCCCAGAAUAUUAUCAUUAUUUUCCGGUGGAAAAAAAUAAAAUAAAAUCACUGAUCACUUGACAUUUUUUAUGCUAGUACUGUCCGAAAAAGUAACAUAAAAUCGCACAAACAAUAAAUAAAAAGAGAGAUUAUCAGUGCGUCCCAGUCCCUCGCAGUCAGCUCCGUUCUGUAAGGAGGGCCUUUCAGAUUGACCCCUUUCCGAAGUGCCCACGGCCUACAGUUUACUUUGUAUUUCCUUUAAAAUUCCCAGACACCCACACAGGGUUACAGCCUAUCUGUUUCCACUGUUCUUUUAGACAAGAAAAAUGACGAAACGAAGCUCGGGUUGCAAAUCCGAAAUACUGUGAAGUCGAAUUCAGAUUACAGCUGGCUGCAACACAGUUUAGUUUUAAUCUCUAUCGAUGCGACGCGCCAAUAGAAUGUAUCCAAUGCAGAAAAUAAUUCUGGGGGAAAAAAUCCACAGAUCUACGAGGGAAUAAUGGGGGUUUUCUUUGUUGUGAUCUUGGAGGAAAAAGGCGAAUUCUUGAGGGUGGCUGCUGUCAAGCGCUUUGCCGGCGAAAAGAUUGAUCACCCUUGCUGCAUUUCUACUCAUGCUCUAAAAAUAUCUACCCCCUUUUCCCAUUCGUUUUAAACUUUGACGCAACCAAUUUUGCUUAGAUUUUCAUCAACUAACAUUAUAUUGUUCCUUUCUUCGUCCAAGGUGCAAUAGAAAUUCAAGUCAAGACAUAAGCAAUUUCCAUUUUGAACGCGACCUUACGAUGAACUUUUAGUUGUGGUCACAGUCAACAAAUGUUUCACACACACCGCUAACAACUAUUUUUCGUGCACCUUCAUUUAAAUAAUUAAGCAAAAUAUUUACAGAAAUAUCAUUUGACAAUUCUCUGACCUGGAUUUAGUGCAAACUUACGCGCUUUAAGGUCCCAUUUUUCAACAAUUCUUCAGAGGCUGUGUUAAAAAAAAUCUAAUUAAAGGUAAACCCCAAAAUAAUGUAUUUGUAUCGUAAUGGUUGGGAAUCUCCUAUUCGGCAAAUGUGGCGGACACUCUCGCCAUCACUCUUGUACAUCCUUAUUUAUGUGCUUGAUAAAAGAAAUAUUUCUACACCUCCCUACAUCUCUUGUCUGUUACUCUUGUCAAAACUUUUAAGAUUAAUGACUCUUGAUUGUAAAUACGCAAGAAGCCAUAUUGUGGAUCAGGCAAGGCCUGUGAAUUACAUCACUGGUAGUUCUGCAUUUGGAUUGUUAUUGUCUAACAUAAGAGGCCUGCACUACCUCUCACGACAAAACAGGACUGUCCGAACACAUGGCAGCCGAGAGCCUUUUUUUUUAAAUUAUUAUUUCGUCCGUGUUACAAUACGAACUGAAUUAUAAUACCUUGCUGUAUUUUAUCAAUUCAGACAAAUAUUGCUUUCUUUUGCCACCAGGCCCCGAAUUUCGAUUGGCUGAGAUGAGUCAUGUGACCAGGAAUUGGCUGCAAUUUCGCCCAUAGUCUUCAGUUUAGUAGACCCUGGUCCCCAUACGCUAGUAAUAUCACCAAUAUACACAAUUAUUAAAGCCCGCAAAUGCCGUCAUAGCAGGAACGCAAAAUAAAUCCUAGCCUUUUGGAUGUUAUUUUUUGCGUAUGUUGGUGUCGCUGGACGCCCUUUUUGCCCAGGCGAAGCGAUGAAUUUUGAAUUUGAGAGGGAGAUUGGGUUCAUCAACAGCCAGCCUUCCCUUGCAGAGUGCCUGACGUCUUUCCCCGCUGUCCUGGAGUCAUUUCAAACUUCAUCAAUCAAGGACUCGACAGCAAUUCCACCUCCUUUCGAGCACACCAUCCAUAGUCUGAGUCCCUGCACAGGCAACCAGGCGCGACCGAGGAGCCAAAAGCGAACUGCCUCCAAUGGCCUCCAGCUCCGGACACAAACAGCACCGCCGACGCAGCACCAGCAAGGCCCGGCCCCGCUGUCGGGUAGCGCGCCCCUGGCCCACGAGUUCCCAUGGAUGAAAGAGAAAAAAUCCUCGAAGAAGUGCCCCAAGCCCGGAGCCACUGCUGCUGCAGCAGCAGCCUCCCCUUCUCAGGCAUCCUCCGGAUACACAACCGCGGGACUGGAGUCCCCGACAGAGGUUCAAGGUGUACUGGAUAAUGGCAGCGGUUCACGGAGGCUGAGGACCGCAUACACCAACACGCAGCUACUUGAAUUGGAGAAGGAGUUUCACUUUAACAAAUACCUCUGUCGGCCCCGGCGCGUUGAAAUAGCAGCACUUUUGGAUCUAACCGAGCGCCAAGUCAAAGUGUGGUUUCAAAAUCGACGCAUGAAGCACAAAAGACAAACUACGCACCACCGGGACGGGCAAGAAGGCGAGCCCAGUGGUUUUGAGCUCCUGGAGGGAACCGACGCUGCUUCACCGUAUUCGAGCCAGUCGUUGGAAGUAUCUGGUUCUGGCACCGGUUCUGCAGCAGUCUCCGAGAGUGAGACUUGCCUGACAGCCGCCUCCUACACAAACAGUGCGGACAAAAGCCAGCCCACGCCUGAGGAGGGCCAGGCGAACCAGUCGGAGCCUGCAUCUGUUCCUGACACAGCGGUUCACUCCCCCCCGUAUCCAACGCCUACUGCAGAUAACCCCAGCACAAUGGCUGAGGGCCGAGCAGCUGGGCCAGAGCAUUCGUUCACAGAGCCGCAGGAUGCCACCUCUCUACCCGAUUUGAAUUUCUUUACGACGGACUCCUGCCUACAGAUUUCGGACGCUUUAUCGCCGAGUUUGCAUAGCUCACUGGACAGUCCAGUUGACUUCUCCGAGGAAGAUUUUGACUUGUUUACGAGCACUCUUUGUACUAUAGAUUUGCAGCAUUUACAGUUCUGAACUAUUAUGACAUCACAACGCAUACAAGAACAAUCGAACUCCAUCUAAUUGCAGUGUCAUGAAUGCUUCUCGACCGCAACAUUCCUAUAAUAAGAUAUUAAAAAGUGAAAAGAGACAUCUACCUAAAGAGUUUUUUUUAAAACAAAAAAGGCGUGAAACAAUGCCUAAAAGGAAAUAAAUUGCCCAUUAUUUUGAAAAUACGAUGAUGUAAUCUUUUUGAAUACACAUCGGGAUGGCCCCUGUCGAAGUUUCAGGUAUUUUAUUGCCUUUUGAUUAUCAGAUUUUAGUUUAUGUCGAUUAACAGAUGAAUGGUUGCGGACUUUUUCAGUGAAACUCAAUCAUUGGAAUCUCAGGAAUUGUGUCAGACAUAAGAGUAGUUGAACUGCUUUUAGGAAUUCUCCCAAGGCGGGCGUUGUCCCUAUUGAAUAAUUUUAGAACUAGUUUAUUUAUUGAGAUUCUUUAAUAGUAAAUUUCAAAUUUAUUUAUUGUACGUUAUUUUCAUAGUUGAAAUAAUAAUAAUAAAUAAAAAAAAAACAUAAAUUGGUGGAGCGAGUGUGAUUGAUUCUCUAAGCUUUAAUGAACUCUUUUAUUAAAAAUGUUUAAUAUUCGAAUAUAAAUCAAGACGUUAAUUUUAAGAAUUUGUUUUUCCUUGGUAUUGAUGUAUUGGGAGGAAACCACACAAUUCAGUCCACAGGCUGAAUUAAUGUUCGAAGAACGUUAUUAAGCGUAUAUGCAAAAAAUAAUUCUUAUAGUACUAAUUGUUAUCAUUAUUAUUAGCCUAUUAUUAUUAUGUUACUAUCAUUAUAUUGUGAUGAGAGCUAUUCUUUGUUAGUAUGUUAUUCUUACGAUAAAGUGGUGGGAACUGCAUAAGCUCAAGAAAAGAAAAAAAAGCUACUAAACUUGUAGUAAAAUUCAAAAUCUUUAUUUUAAACAAGCAAUAAAUCGACUAAUCUUUUUAAACAAUGCAGCAAAAACAGUGAUUAUCAUGAACUUGAAAUGAAAAUGUAAAACAGUAUAGGCUAUUUUUACAAAAUCGGCUGUGGUUGAUAACAUGAGAGGUAAAAGGCAGCAGCACGGAUAUUAUUUAUUUUUAGAAGGAAAAAAAAUAAAAAAAAAUUGCGGGAUAAUCUGCAGGAGGGUCAAGCGGUUGACUGGGCUGUGGGCUCCCAUGGCUGCACGCGCCCUGAUGCAAAAUGGCGCUCGAAACACAAUGAAGGAUAUGAACAAUAAAGCGGCAGCCAUUAUGGAUAGUUUAGGCUGCUGCUGCGAGCGGGAUGCUCCAAACUGGCUCAAUGUCAAUUAAAAACAUCAGUUUAAACAAACACAGGCCAGAACUGUAUCAGUUAAAACAGAGAUUUUUUUUUUUUAAUUAAUAUUAUUAUUAUUCAAUAUCAAUUAUUAGAAACCUUAUUUAACAGCUGGAUCUGAGCUCUUAUGGAGAUCGUCGUCUUACAAUAUACUGUGGUUGAUAAUAAUAAUAGUAAUCAUCCUUAUUAUUCACAUCCUUGCUUUAAAUUAUUACAAGACUGCAAGAGUAAAACCUUAAACCACAUGGCAAAAAAAAAAGCCCUUCAUAAAUAUGAUUGCAUAUGUUAUUAUUCCUAUUUGUCUUUGACCUAGAUAGAAUGUAGGCUACACAAUGUUUCCCUCACCCAGGUCAGACUUCUGUUAUAUCUCUAUUAUGAAUUUGAAGCAGCAAGCAAAACAACAUUUCAAUGCAAUUUUAAUGUCUGAAUAGGUAUUUUUUGCUUGGUUUACAUGAGCAGUACCAGUAAAUGACCCCUGUGUGUGUUGAACAGCUGCUCUGCUCAUAUUACUGGAAAGGUGGAUCUGGUCACAGUAGCACUAUGGCAGCUAGAGUUUAACGCUGUGUGUGUACAAGAGCCACACACUGUAUCAAUACACUCACCUGCAUGCGUCAGAAAUAAGGACAAUUGAAUGAUAUACAAUCUCAAGCAAAAGCUUAAGUCUGCUGUUGUGUCAAGAGUAGAAGUGUGACAUAUGGAUAAAUAAAACGACAGAUGUCUCUUGUGCUGAUGAGUAAAAAAGGAGUGUCCAUGUCAAAUCACCAAGUUUGAUUUCCAGUAUUCAGUUAUUUCUGGUUUAGGUACUGGUUUGGGAUUUCUUAAUUUCCUGAUGCCAGCAUAUACAGACUUGGUUACUCUCUCAUUUCAGACAUCUGGCCUACUUCUGUUUAAUUCACCUGAAACAGGUGAGACUUUACAUAUCAGCAUAUCUCCAAACAAGAUAAACAAUGUCUUCCCUGCCCCGAGGCCACACAAGUUUGGUAAAUAUUAUUUAAAAACUCUAGUCAUGAUUUUUUUCCCAUUAGCCUGAUAAUUUGAGGUGUGGCUGGGUCAUGUUUUAUCUCAGUCCUUAUGCUUUGUUUGGUGGCCUGCCAGCUCGUAUUUAUCAGCACAGCACUUUCUGUUUAUAUAUUUCGCAGAGCACAGUACUUUGGGACAGUGGAAUCUAAAAUAAGGAGAGGUGUGGUGGCAUAGGGAUUUUCUCACAUGAGAAAAUGGGCCAGUGUUUACAGUGGUGCAUCCUGGGUAAUGCAGUGCCUGAAGCAGUGGUGGGACUAGCCAAGAUUAAAGUGGAAAUGUCUCCUGCCCUAUUUCAGUCAAACCACCAUGAAGGCUCAGUUUAAUCACUGAAGUGGUUAGGAAACCAGAGUACUUUGUCAUUGAACAACAACAAUAACAAUGGUAACAGCAAAACAUUAUCUUAGCUUAUUUUAGAAUGGCCUCAUAAGACUUUACGGUUAGCAAUGUAAACACAUCGUAUUGGAUUGUGAGCUCUGUAAACAGCUCCCUUUGUAGUAACUCUUGUAUUCAUUUGUUUAGCAAAGACUCUUUGUUCAUAAAAGCCUGGGACUACACAGCUACUGGUCAUAUGCUUAUCAAAUGAAGCAUUAUAGCAUGAAUGUGGAUCAAAAUGGUAACUGCCAAUUUAAAAAGAACCUCAAAGAUAUUAAAGCAAUAAUAACACUGAGAUGCGCCUCUUUGUGCUCUGAAAACAAACAAAAUCUGUGUUAUUACAAUGCCAACCGAAACCUCUCAUGUGACAUUUCAUAACGUGAAACAUUUCAUAGCUUGAGCAGUUCAAUUUGCAGAACUUGUUUGGCAUGCUGCCUUAGCGCAUUUUACUGAAAAACAAGACAUCAGUUUCAAAUAAAGACUCAAUUUUUCAGACAUUUAGCCAUUCUGUAAUGUGUAAUAGAUUGGUUUAUAUACACUGAAAUAGAUACAAAAAGAAACGUGAUAUUUUCCACAUAUACAGACAUUUCAAAUGCAUAUAGACUAAUCAUUAUAUUAUGUUUGAUAAUGACAUAAUAAAGAGGUAUUUUAAAGUUUUGGUCUCUCUAUUAUAUAUCUUCUAUGUAAAGAAUGCUGACAAAUAGUAAAAGGAAACUGCACAAAGUAGAAAUACUGAAAACAAAGCUUUCGUGGCUUGUACACACAAACCUAACUAUAGCAUUAGCCAUGUAGCUAUCUGCUAAUUACUGCAUCUCUCUAAAGGAAACAGAAGCUGUCAAUGAAAAGUAAAUAAAGUGAUGGCCAAAUAACAAGUCAGCCACUACAAUAAUAUCAAUUGUAAUCCAAAAACUCAAUGGUUUACAUUAUCAUUUAGUCUGACUGAUCACUAUAUUCACAGAAAUAAAGAACACACAGUUUUGAUAGUGCUGAACCUUAAAGGGUUAGUUGACUCAUAAAUGAAAAUGAUGUUGUCUUUUACUCAAGUUGUUCCAAACCUGUAUGAAUUUCUUUCUUCUGAUGAACACAAAAGAAGAUAAUUUGAAGAAUGUAUGUAACCAAAAAGGUGAUGGUCUUUCAUUUUUCUCCCAUAUUGUGGAAGUCAAUGGGGUCCAACAACUGUUUGGUCACACACAUUCUUCAAAAUACCUUCUUUUGUUAAACUGGUACAGGUUUGGAACAACUUUGAGUAAUGAUCACAGAACAUUCAUUGUUGGCUGAACUGUCCCUUUAAGUGAAACUGCUGAUAAAACCAAUACACUCUCAUGGCAUUUUGUAACUUGUAACUAUUUUAUGUUUGGGUGAAUUGGUGAAUAAUUCAUCUAAAUUUGUAUUUCAUAGAUAUAUUUUUGUACGAUCUGCUAACACUUUGCCACAGAAGCCUAGGGGUAGGGUUAAAGGUGGAUGGUCAUGCUUACUGUAUCUAAAAAUCGUGAUUUCAUAAAAAAAAAAAAAAAUGAUACAAAAUCACUACCUUGUAAAUAGUUUACUCACAAGAUCGGCAGGAAAACAGUUUAACAUCAGGCCAAACUAAAAUAGUCUGUAAUAGACAUCUCUUGCAGUAUUCAUUCCUUUUCAAUGUUUAAACAAUGAAAAUAAAGUAAUCCUUCAGCAUGUUAACAUUAGCAGUAUGCCAAGAAAGCGCACUGAAAGCAUGGUAUACAUUUCAAAAUGUUUUCAAAAGACAGCGACAGCUGGUGAUGCACAAAGAAUGAGACGCCCUGUAUAUUAGCUCAAGACCUUACAUGUCUUUCUGCACCAACUUUAAAAAAAAAAAACACUACCCUGUUAAAUAUAAAACUGCUUUUGACUCUGAUAUGCUUGCAAGGUUUAAUCUAGAAGUACUUUGUUAGUCUGUGAUUUCUGUCUGUUGACUCAAGUCAUUAAUGUUAGUGCACCUGAAUUUUCAAUGACCAGAACUCUUAAUAAAAUUAAUUUAGAAUAAAGGUUUUCUUGGAACUUAAAAGUAAAAAAAAAAAAAGAAAUCUUGAGAAGGAAUAAAGUCCUUAUGUGUUAAAAUGACAAAAGCAUUUGGAGAGCAGCAUGAUGUGAUGCUGCUGGAGUUUAUGGCAUGCUGAUCCCCUCCUUUAACAGCAGAAUCAGACACAGGCAAAAGCAUAUGAGCUUUUGUGUGCUUGAAGCAGACCCUUCACAGCUGUCCAUAUCUUCUCAGAGGGUGAGGGGGCAUUCACUAACACUUGUACAGUAUCUAACAGCAACACAUUUUUACCCUUAACCCUGCCAACAAGAGAAUGUGCCGACAAUACCUUGGAGCAAUCAUGCUCUGUUCUGCUGCUAUAGUAGACAAGAUGACAGCUUCAAGUCACCCAAAAACGUAACGUAUCCAGUGACAUUCCAUUGAAGGCAGCUCACAGGCCAAAGCAGGUGUGCACUACAUGCUAUCAGUCUUUGCACUGAUUUACAGUAAUAGUUAAUUGCUAAUUGUAAUUUAUUUAUUUUUUUAACACUGAAAUCAGGAUUUUAGGUUAAACUGCAUAUGAAUGUAAGGGAAGUGUAUACAUCUUUGGUCCUGCAGCUGGUCACCAUUGUUAAAACAAGUUUACAACAAAUUUAAAA
Messenger RNA from Cyprinus carpio (common carp), 9152 nucleotides. RefSeq names its product homeobox protein Hox-B2a. Gene Ontology annotation, biological process: regulation of DNA-templated transcription. Gene Ontology annotation, molecular function: DNA-binding transcription factor activity, RNA polymerase II-specific; DNA binding. Bases 2584 to 3819 code for a protein of 411 amino acids. The transcript has 2 exons. The record is from RefSeq and is a predicted model, not a curated record. Lineage: Eukaryota; Metazoa; Chordata; Actinopteri; Cypriniformes; Cyprinidae.